AUGAUUAGACGUAGUUGUGGUUUAUUGAAUGCUUCUUCACGCCGACUCUAUCGUUGUGGUAAUUCGCGGCAUAACCAAGCCGUGAAGGAUGCAGAUCAUUUUAAAGAUGAAGAAGUUUCUUCAAUGCAAGAGCGAACACUUUUCGAACAAAUCUUUAUGCAGAUCAUGAAAAAGGACGAAGAAAAGAGGAACUCUAAGAACCUAUUGGGAAGUAUUACAUCGGGCUCACCUUCUGAAAAACCGAAGAAUGAUGGAGUACAAAUUGUAUUCGGGAAGAAGCAACUGUCUGUCGAAAACGAGAAGCUACAAAAGUUUUUGAAAGAUGCUACGGGUGAGAAAACUGAUGAUGUGGGUGAGUUUGCUAGAAUAACCACGGAUGAUAUUAGAAAAUAUCCAGUAUCUUUGACAUCUACUUAUUUUACAAAUGCUAGCCAUGAAAUCAACGACAACCAAGCACCUGAAUUUUUAGGAAUUUCAUCAUUAAAAGACAUCUUUUUAUCCUCCAAAAAGUCGGCUUCGGAAGAAGGCAAAGCCACCUUCAGUCAAGCGGAAUCAAAAGAAAGACUACAGACUGCUUUGCGUGAGGCUCUCCAACCGCAUAUCAAAUAUCUCAAUGAUCGUAUAGAGACAGAUUUUGAUUGCCUGGAGGUUAUCGAGGGAUACUUAGAAGCAUAUGAAAAUAGAGACAAAAGUUUGGAGAAACAAUCCAAAACUAUUCUAGCACAGAUUUCAAAUGACUGCGUGAAACACCCUACUACACUACCGCAACCAUACUCUGUUACUCUCCCUUACAUCAUCAAAUAUUUAUUCACAGAAGCCAACUUCAAUUUCCCCUCCGACAGAGAGUACACUCUCAUAUCUCACAUUUAUCAUCGAGCGAAACGCAGUCAAAAUAUUUCUCUGUAUUUGAAUGUGUGCAAUGUAGAUUUCUACAAUUCACUUUUGAAAUGCUGUUGGGAGAAUUAUCAGGAAAUACAUCAAACGAGGCAGCUAGUGACUGAGAUGAGCGUGAACGGUAUUAUGGGCGAUAAUAGCACCAUUGCAUUAUUGGAUAAAAUAGUUCGUGAAAUGAGAUUUCUUAAUGAUGGAAUACUUGAUGAAACUGAUUUCAAUACGGAUACUUCCAUUUUGGGAGCGGCUUGGUGCCGGGAAAAUUCACAAGAUCUGGAUUACGUUGAGAACUUCUUAGUCAAAUUGAAGCAGAACCAGAAUUGA
Molecule: messenger RNA, 1215 nt
Organism: Lachancea fermentati
Lineage: Eukaryota; Fungi; Ascomycota; Saccharomycetes; Saccharomycetales; Saccharomycetaceae
Source: the annotation of a GenBank genome assembly